This is a messenger RNA of Aaosphaeria arxii CBS 175.79, 1795 nucleotides long. Its product is annotated as general substrate transporter. The record is from RefSeq and is a predicted model, not a curated record. Gene Ontology annotation, molecular function: carbohydrate:proton symporter activity. The transcript has 2 exons. Gene Ontology annotation, cellular component: membrane. Bases 155 to 1795 code for a protein of 546 amino acids. Lineage: Eukaryota; Fungi; Ascomycota; Dothideomycetes; Pleosporales. Gene Ontology annotation, biological process: transmembrane transport; carbohydrate transport.
GGAAGGUAACGUCCUGUCUAUAUUGUGCUUAUCAGCUAUAAGAAUGGGGUUCUCCUCCGCAACCAAAUCCCCAUCUCUCCGCACACUUCACCCAAACCCCUCUUCCACGUGUAAUCUGUGACCGCAUAUCUGCCCUGGCUAUCGGUCCUUCAACAUGGGAAUUUCAGAGACUGAGGCGGGCGUCCCCACGUAUUGGGGCGCCUCUGGACGAGCCCUGCAAAUGCUCAUCACUAUCGUCGCGACCACUGAUUUCUUGCUCUUUGGUUACGAUCAGGGUGUUAUGAGCGGUAUCGUCAGCUCCCCUGCAUUCACCACUGCUUUCCCCGAAGUCGAUGGUGACAGUACUUACGAGGGCUUCGUUGUCGCCAUCUAUGCUGCUGGAUGUUUCCUUGGUGCCUGCUUUAUCUUGACCUUCGGUGAUUACCUCGGUCGUCGCAAGUCCAUUUUCCUUGGUGGUGCUGUCAUGAUCCUUGGAGUUAUCAUCCAGAUCGCUUCUGUUCCUGUCGGCAGUGGCGCAACUGCACAAUUUAUCAUUGGUCGUUGCAUCACUGGUAUCGGCAAUGGCAUCAACACCUCGACGAUUCCAACUUAUCAGGCAGAGUGCUGCAAGGCAAAGAGCCGUGGUAAACUCAUCUGUAUUGAGGGUGGUAACGUCGCCAUCGGUACGUUGAUCGCUUACUGGAUUGAUUAUGGCUGUCUCUACGGACCCGACGACUUCACCUGGCGAUUCCCCAUCGCUUUCCAGUGCCUCUUUGCGCUCAUCGUUCUCGGAAUGAUGACCUCCCUGCCGGAGUCGCCUCGUUGGUUGCUCACUAAGGAUCGUACGGAGGAGGCCACGACUGUGUUGGCUGGGCUGAACGGCUUACGUCGCGACGACCCCGAAGUUCAGCUUCAGUUGGGCGUCAUUGUUGAUGGUAUCCGUGCAUCUGGUCACCAUGGCGGUGUUACCCCAGUUUCUGCUCUUUUCACCAACGGCAAGAGCCAGCACCUUCGCCGUAUGCUUUUGGGAGUCUCCUCCCAAAUGAUGCAGCAGCUGUCCGGAUGCAAUGCGGUCAUCUACUACUUCCCCAUUCUCUUCCAGAAUUCCAUUGGUGUCGAUCACAACAUGGCUCUUCUCCUUGGUGGUGUCAACAUGAUUGUCUACUCCGCCUUCGCCACUACCUCAUGGUUUGCCGUUGAGCGUGUCGGCCGCCGUAAGCUUUUCCUUUGGGGAACCGUUGGACAGUGUCUUUCUAUGGUCAUCACCUUCGGUGCUCUCAUUCCAGGCGGUGAGCAGAACGCAAAGGGUGCCGCCGUUGGCUUGUUCACUUACAUCGCCUUCUUCGGUGCCACCUGGUUGCCAUUGCCCUGGCUCUACCCUGCCGAGAUCAACCCCCUCAAGACUCGCGCGAAGGCUAACGCUACAUCCACUAUCUCCAACUGGCUUUGGAACUUCUUCAUCGUCAUGGUUACUCCUGUCAUGUUGAGUGGUAUCGGCUGGGGAACUUACCUCUUCUUCGCCGUCAUGAACGCACUCUUCUUCCCGAUCAUCUACUUCCUUUACCCCGAGACAUCUGGCCGAAGCCUCGAGGAGAUUGAUCUUAUCUUCGCCAAGGGCUACUGCGAGAACAUGAGCUAUGUUCGCGCCGCUAAGGAGCUUCCUCAUAUGACCGAGGCCGAGAUCGAGGCUCGCGCUCGCGAGUAUGCUUCUGACUUCUCCGACGAGGAGUCUGGUCGCAACUCCAAGGAUUCUCGUGGCGAGAAGUCCGAGAACCUCACUCCCAAUGGAGGUCUUGCUGCCGCCGAGCAAUCAUAA